AUGUCUACCUUUGGCUACAGAAGAGAGCUCAGUAAAUAUGAAGACAUUGAUGAAGAUGAGCUCCUCGCUUCUCUCACUGAAGAGGAGCUGAAGGAGCUGGAGCGGGAGCUGGAGGACAUAGAGCCCGACCGUAACCUUCCGGUGGGACAACGGCAGAAGAGUCUGACGGAGAAAACACCGACGGGGACUUUCAGCAGGGAAGCGCUGAUGGCCUAUUGGGAGAGGGAGACCAAGAAACUCUUAGAAAAAGAGAGAUUGGGUGCGUGCGACAAGCAAGAAGACAACUCAGAAGACAUUCAAGAAGAACUUUUCACAGAAAGCAAUAGUGAAGUGUCUGAGGAGGCAUAUACUGAAGAGGAUGAUGAAGAAGAAGAAGAAGAGGAUGAGGAGGAAGAUGAAGAUGAGAGUGAUGAUGAGGAUGAGGAAAAGCAAAAUGCUGCAGCUGGUGAAAGUCCUGAGCAUGGCCGGAGUUCUGACCACAUAGGACGCAAGAAGUGUAACGAUGCAAAGGACAAUGAAAACUUACUCAAUGGCCAUGAUGGAAAAGACACAGAUAAUCUGAGCUUAAAAAGCAGUGCCAUCCACCCUUGUGGAAAUCCAACAGUUAUUGAGGAUGCUUUGGAAAAAGUUAGGAGCAACGACCCUGACACCACAGAGGUCAAUCUGAACAACAUUGAGAACAUCACUUCACAGAUGCUUAUACAAUUUUCUCAAGCCCUGAGGGACAACACAGUGGUUAAGUCAUUCAGCUUGGCUAACACACAUGCUGAUGACAACGUUGCAAUAGCUAUUGCUGGUAUGUUAAAGGUAAAUCAGCAUAUAACUAGUCUGAACAUUGAGUCAAAUUUUAUCACAGGCAAAGGAGUGCUGGCCAUCAUGAGAGCUUUGCAGAAUAACAAGGUUCUAACAGAACUGAGGUUCCACAAUCAAAGGCACAUCAUGGGCAGCCAGGUGGAAAUGGACAUAGUUAAACUGUUGAAAGAGAACACCACUCUGGUCAAGCUUGGAUACCACUUUGACCUUGCUGGCCCAAGAAUGAGCAUGACAAGUAUCCUGACAAGAAAUAUGGAUAAACAAAGGCAAAAGCGUAUGCAGGAGCAGCGGCAACAAGAGUCUGGUUGUGACGGAGCCAUCAAUCCAAAGAGCAAAGUCUUGCAGAAGGGGACACCUCGGUCUUCACCUUAUGUGUCACCUAAGAGCUCACCUUGGUCCUCUCCAAAGCUCUCUAAGAAAGCAUCACCAGUGAAAAGUCAGCCUCCAGCUCGCAAGGCACCAACCAGGAAUAUAGCCGAGGUCAUCAAACAGCAAGAAAGUGCAAAAAAAGCCUUAGUGAAUGGACAGAAAAAGAAAAAAGGCAAAAAAAGCAAAAAACAUGAGAACAGCAUAUUGAAAGAAAUUAAAGAUUCUCUAAAAUCAGUCUCGGACAAAAAAUCAGAGGAAGGCUCACGACCCUCCACUCGUCCCUCCACCCCACAGAGGUCUCUCCAUGACAACCUUAUGGAAGCAAUUCGGGCAAGCAGCAUAAAGCAAUUGAGGCGGGUGGAGGUACCAGAAGCCCUUCGGUGA
Molecule: messenger RNA, 1566 nt
Organism: Egretta garzetta (little egret)
Lineage: Eukaryota; Metazoa; Chordata; Aves; Pelecaniformes; Ardeidae
Gene: LMOD2
Product: leiomodin 2
Biological process (GO): pointed-end actin filament capping; muscle contraction; myofibril assembly
Cellular component (GO): striated muscle thin filament; myofibril
Molecular function (GO): actin binding; tropomyosin binding
Source: RefSeq, a predicted model, not a curated record